Schistosoma mattheei is the source of this 6300-nucleotide messenger RNA. The record is from the annotation of a GenBank genome assembly. Lineage: Eukaryota; Metazoa; Platyhelminthes; Trematoda; Strigeidida; Schistosomatidae.
GCUGAAUUUAAGGUUUCAAGGUCAAGCGUUCCGAACAUGGAUCAGUGUGGGAUUAGAAGGCUUGUAGAUGACUUAGUGACGUGCACAAAACGGGAAAGAAAAAAUAAUGUCUUCAGACUUUUGAAUAUUUUACAAGUCUCGACUAAUCGGCGAAUCAUUAGCGCCUGUUCCGACAAAAAGUUCCAAAACAGUAACCUUCGAGUCGUUUCAUGGAAUUUCAUAAUCGAGAGCGUAGUACAAGUUAUGAUAACUGAACUUCCAUCUCCCAGCGGUCGCGGGAAUGUGAAUGAAUCACGUUUAAAUAUGGAACUGACUCCAUACUUAAAGAUUUUGCAAAUUAUUGCUUUGCAUGGAUCCAAAGGAAAUUACCCAAUCAAUUUAAAUGAUUUCGCGCUCUUCUUCCUUCAGAUUGUUAAAGAUAAGAGUGUUGCUUUCCUUCACCAAGGACUUUUUAAUACUUUGUGUGUGUUUCUGUCGGAAGCGCGUUUAAAUACAAUUAUUUUAGACACGAAAUAUCGAAACAAUCUUAUAUUUUGGUGUUGUGAUCAACUGAACAGUUCAACGUCGCUACCGCCAGCUCGUUUAUUGUGCUUUUUGGUUCGACACUACUCUGAAAGUCAUUCGCUGCCAUUUCAUCACAUCUCAGGCACACUAAUCAAGUUUAUUAAAAACUGUGAUUCACUGGUCGGUCAAUCCAAAAACAUAUUCGUUACAAACCUUGGUUGGGUGUGUCAUUUGCUCCGCUGGUUACUCAGUAAUGUGUACACCAGCAUAUCUGAUUGGCAAGAAGCAGUUUUGAUUAUAAAUCAGACGAUUCCUAGUUUUAUAAACUUGGUAUUCAACGAAAAUCAAACCAGCUGUACAUUUUCCAUCAAUCUCGGAAUUUCCGACAAAACUAAAGAAAUAGAUCCUUCUCAACGUUAUAACGUUUUGCAGUUUCAUUCCGAAGCAUGGUCAAAAGAAUCGACAUGGGAUUCACUUUCUCUAGCUUCAUCUUUUACAACGAUUUUGAAUUCAGCACAACACCGUAAAUCUCUCAAUAUCACUGGAGGAAAUACACUAGACUUUAUCAAACAAACCAAGUUUUUCCUGAUAGAACAACUCCCAAAACUUUGCAGGGAUACUCAAUCAUCAAAUAUCAUUCAUGAAAGCACUGAUUUAAGCACUCAACAAGAACUAUUUUGUCUUUGGCGCUGGAUGUUCGUGUUUUGUUAUUAUAAACGUUCUUUUGGACAGAUAACGACGUGUCAAGAAAACCGCACAGGGUCUUCUGUUCUACACAAGUAUUUGCUUCACGAAUUCAAUUCAAUCACUUCUCGUCUAAGUUUUCAAAAUGAAGACACUUGUUGGAAAACCGUCAGUGGUCUUAGGAACUUCUUUAGUCUAUUUGCAGCAGUAUUAGUUAUGGAAUAUGACAAGAAUUCGUCAAAUUAUGAUAAUAAGAGUGAGAUUGCCAAUAAACUCUUUGGAGAACAAAUCGAACAUGAUACUCCGGAAAAUCAGAGAGAACAAAAAAGGGCUCGCUUUGAAGUCGGUAAUUCAGAUCCUGGGACAUUUGUGUCCAGUGGUCUCCUAUGGGAUAACCUUGUCAACCUUACCAAUAACAAUACGAAAUUCGGUUGCUUAUGGUGGCUUAUUAUUGAUUGGAUUAUCCGAUUCAUGUGGCAAAAUACUUUGAUCAUACGUUCUGAAGGCAAAAAAUAUGAAUUAUAUACUGAUAUUGAAGCUCUUCUUAAGAUCAUCUCAACUUCGGUAAAGGUUAACCGAAUAGCAUUAGCAAACGAAUGUUUGGUUACCAUGUUACAUACACUUGUCGUUUUAUUGAAUUACGAAUUAUACCAAGGCUCAAUUUCUCAUGUUCCAUUAGAUAGUGUGUUAUCAGCUUAUAAUGAAAUAUGGGAGUUUGCUGUUAGUUUAUUUGAACAAUGUUCUUUACAACGGAAUCGUUUACAAGGUCAUAAACGUGAAGGUUCUUUGUCGGGUUAUCGGUUUCUAAAUCAUGAUCGAUUAGUAUGUAAUCUUCUGUCAGCUUUAUUCUGUCUUCACAAUUCUACCAGAAACAAUCAUUUUCAGUGUGUAAAUGUAUCUAACAUUUGUUUGCGCAUAUUUACGUCGCUAAUGAGAUGUUUAGAUUUAGACACUAGUCAUUUGAACAAUUCACCAUGGCGUGUUCGGCUGAUUGUUUUAAUUAGUACUUGCCUAAAAUUACCGCGAAACUUGAUUCCUUGUGAUAUUUUUUCAAGUGUUUCUACUAUACCUAAUGUUCUAUUAUUUAAUCCGGGUAUCCUUUUUCUAUUAUACAAUUAUACAAAAGUUUGGAACACUGAUGAUGAUCUUGCUGAAAAGAACACGACAAUUGUGCAGGUACCAACAGAAAUGAGUAUUUUACUAACCGGUAUUCUAUGGGCAUAUAAAAUCUAUUUAAUAGAUGAAUUUGCUCCUACUAUUCAUUCUUCUAACCCAUGGUUUCAUACAGGAAGUAAUCUGAAUCAACCAUCAUUUAGUAAUCAAGAUCAUAUUGAAGCUAUUGACUUUAUCAGAAAAAAUAUAUCAGUUCACACUCGUCUGAAUGCAAAUUUAUCACUCACAGAUGAAAAUAUAUUUAGUUUAGUUAAAUGUAAAUAUCUGGAUGAGUUACCAUCAUGUUACGCAGUUAUGUUAGAGCGAGUUUUGAAACAAAUACUAGACAAUUUAAUAUCUAGUAAGUAUCAAUGGUGUGAUUCAGUAAAAAAUGAUAUAACCAACUUUUCUGUUCAACUUAAUACGGAUGAUUUUAAUCAAAAAUUUAAAAAGUUGGAAAUGUUUGUUAAAUCUUUAGAAAUUCUAUUGGAAUUAUUAACGUUUAGCAUAGACGAUAUAUCAUGGAUCUCAUCAUCACAAUUAAAUCAAUUAAUACUUUUGUCCACCAGUUAUUUCAGUUUUUCAACAUCUGAACGAUUAAUUUCUGAAAAUACAUUUCAACCAUUAGCUGUUUCUAGCCAAGUGAAGAAAACUAAUUUUGGUGAUGAAGAUUUCGAGGAUACUGAUUCUUCUGUUACCGUGGAAAUAACAAAUAAUCAAGAUAAUUCAGAAGAAAUUAACUCACGUAAUAAUUUGUAUCAAUCGGUAAAAUUUCAAAUCUUCAAUUCAUUAUUUUUAUUUAGUCUUCGAUGUAAAAACGUAAGCUUACUGAAACAAAUUUAUCAGUCAUUGCACGAAUCAAUAUCUAAAAUUGUUUUAAAUGAUCAUGAUCCUAUUAAAUGGUUAUCUAAACUUACUAGAAACAUAUCUCAAUCUAUGUAUAAAACAUUUUCUGAUAAAAAUUAUGAUCAUAACUUAAACAGUGAUUUUGUUGAAAUGAUUACUUACUUUAUUAGUUCUAUAGUAGAUACUAUUCGUGAAAUUCUGAAAUCUCUUCUAGCACGUUGCAGUCAAUAUUUGUGUAUUAAUUUAAUUGUUAAAUUGAUUCGUUCACUUUGUAUGCUGUCAAAUAGAAAUGGUCAUUGGAAAUUGAUCGGUCAACAUAUCGAUCAACUAAUUCGAACUGUUUGGUCUGUUGGUUCUAAAUUCUCUGGGAAAUCUUUACAAGGUUUCGAAGUCGCUACUGUAGAUUGUCUUAACUUUUGGAUAAAUCUUUAUUCCGGAAACAUUAUUGAUAAACAAAAUAAUCCAGAAUAUUGUCUAGUUCCAACAGUUCAACAUAUUGUACCUAUUGCAACUUUUCAAUUAGCGAAAUUUCUCCAAAGCCUAAUUGUGAAAUCGGACAAUUUUUCCUGGUGUCAAAUCAAUCAAUGUGCUGUUCUACAGCUUUGUCAAACUUUACUCCAAUUGCUCUCAUCUACAAAGUUCAAUUUCAUAUCAUUAAAAACAGAAACUGAUACAACAUCUCCGUCUGUCAAUUUGAAUUUCACAGUUUAUAUAUAUUCAUUAAUCUUGAAACUCUUAACUGUCCUGUCUACUCAUACUUGUACUAUUAACGAAAAUCAGUGUCCUUCAUCAUCAUCGGAUAGAAUUCUAUCUAUGCUAUAUCCUGAAUUAGAAUGUCUAACUGUAUGUUGUACUCAAAUGACUAUAAUCUACAAUAAAGAGGAAGUGAACGGUUGCUGUCAGAUAAACGAGCUCAUUAUUGAAAUUUUGGCUGGAAAUGAUAUAACUUAUUUCCGUCAACAUAUCCGACCUAUUUUAUUACCAUUAGUACUUAGACGUUGGUUGAAUAACUUCAGUGUUAGUGGAUCCAGGCUAGUGGAAUUCUUACCAAUCUUCCCUUGGAGAUGCUGGGGAAUAACCGAUUUCCAGGAGGCUCAAAAGGAAAUUUGUCCAGUUUUUGGGAAAUUGGCUUUGACUGAUUUCUAUGAACCUACUAUCAAAUUGCAGAAUAUCAAGAUGAUUAGCUCUCUUUUUACUGAUCAUGUUCCUGAACUGGUGGGUGCUAUUCUUGUCCAUUCAAUUAUGCAAAAUAUGGAUGAUAACAGUAGACUUCCACAAUGGCAUAUAAUCACAGAAUUGUGUGGCGGAUCUAAGCUUACUCAUACAACUUUGUUAAAAGCAACAAAUGUAUGUAAACUAAUUCAUUGUUUGCUUGAAUUACGCGUACUUUAUGAUAUGCCAAACAAAUCUACUGGUUCUUCACAAUCUCUUACAAGUCAUCACUAUCUUGGAUCAUUUCUUAUUAAUUGCUUAGCCAAAUUAUACAUUAAUUUAAAUUAUGAUCAGUCGGCAUCUACUAAUCAGAUUUCAGAUACAAAACAACAUCAUUUACAGUAUGCCUAUGAUCUGAUUAGUUCAUGUCAUAUUAAUUCAGACUUAGUCAAUCGUCUUUAUCAAAUUGGUGUACGGUUUCUUUGUCCACAGUCUACUAUUAAUGUAUCACAUCGUUUAAUACCUUAUUGUUUACGACUAACGUGUUGGUGUGCAAUAUCGAAUCUCAUUAUAUCUUUACUAUUCAAUAUCACCUCAUCAUAUGAUUCUGGUGAUGAUGAUGAAUUAAGAUUAGUGCGAGAGUUUUCUGUCUGGAUUUUUGUAAAUGGACACGUCAGUCUGCUGGCUAGUGAUUUAACUCGUAUUGAACACCUUGAUGAACUUCUUGAUUCGUUUCAUUAUCUAUUUGUUAAAAUUCGUUCAUUCUCCUUGUUUCAACAAAAUCCAAAGUUACUCAUUAGUAUACAUCAUUCAACUGUGUAUACGCUUAGAAAUUUAGCUAAAAAUCUCUUACAGUCAAACAAACAAUUUCAGUCAACCUAUCCUGAUGGAUUGAAACGAUCACUUUUAAAAAAGGUGGCAUCGAUUUUAAACUUACUUGUCGGCGAAAAUAAGCCUUCCAUUUUCAAUGAAGCAGUACGUCAGUUAUGCGAUUUUCCUGAUAUUGAGAAAUGUAACUGCAUCGAUUCCUCAUCCACUAGUACAUCAUACGUUCCAUUUUUGGGAGAGUAUGAAAAAUCUCUUAGCUGCCUAUCAACACGUAAUAGAGAAAAUAUUCAACAGUUCUUACAAAUAGUUUCGAAUGAUUUGGAAUUAUUUCAUAUCGUUCAUUCAUCCCAAUUAUUAGUUUAUCCUAUUAAGAUGUUUGAAGAGUUAUCUUUUAAUAUGUCAACUAUAUUUAAUGUUAUACAAGGGAAUAAAUCAACAUUCAAAUUUGAUAUGCUAUUUCAACAAGUAAAAUCUAUACUAAUGGAACAAUCUACAGAAAAUAAGCAAAGGCAUGUUAGUUCGACGGUUACAAAUAUGAAUAAUGUAGGAAAUGGUGGAGAUAUGACAGAAAUAGAUUUUUCAAAUUUGACCAAGUUAACGAAUAACUUGGAAACCAUUCUCAACCCUUCAAAACCUGACAAAUGGUUCCAGAGAUUACCGACUCUUUUGGAUUCUAAGAUUGAAGGAUCUACUCUACACUGUUUCAGUCUUUUAAAACAAGUCACGAAUUCUUUCACUCUCUCAAGUUUCAAUCUUAUAGAUCCCGCAAGUAGAGGUUUUAACUAUGGAGUUCCUGAGAGUGAUGAUUUUCUGGAUCCUAUGUUUUAUGUGAAACAACAGAUUUUAUCAACUAUUGUCUGUGCAAUUUGUAUUCCGAAUUCAUUAAUUACUUUGAGUGCAUCAGAAGUAUUACAUGGAUUGUUUGAUCAGUGUUCUUGUUUGGUCAUUUCGUUACUGACACACUCCAGUGAAAAUCAGUUACCAACAUAUCUACAUACUAUUCUAGCUCCUUAUAUCCAAGGAACUGAUAUUUCUAGUCGAUCUACAUCAACUCGAAAUAAAAAUUCCGUAUCACUUAUUCAAAAACUGGAUCUUAAAGAGAAGGCCCAAAUUUUGGAAAAUUACCAGUGUUAA